ACGAUCACUUUAGUUUCAACAUUAAAUUCGGUGACAAUCAUCAUGUCAAUUAGAAAAAUUGUGUUUGUCUAUCUCGCAAUAGCAUGUGCGAGUUGCUUAAGUGACACGCUGAAGCGGUCCCUGAUUUUGGACAAUAAUGGAAAAUUUUCGGCUGAAUGGGAAGUGGAUUUAGACACCGAAAUUAUUGUGUUUAGUGUAGAUGUAGAGACGACCGGUUAUGUGGGAUUUGGUAUAUCAAUGAAUCCGAGUAUGGCAGGAGCGGAUAUUGUUAUUGGUGGUGUCAGGAAUGGUCAAGCGUACUUCGAUGACUAUCAUGCGCCUGCGAAUGGUUUUCCUAGCCGUGAUGUAUCCCAAGAUUGGGAAUUAAUUAGUGCAACUGAAUCCGAUGGUCGUACCCAAUUGAAAUUCUCAAGGAAGUUGAAUACAUGUGAUGAAGUUGGAGAUGUACCAAUAACAGACGAUACACAAUAUAUUAUUUGGGCUAUUGGUGACACAGACGACGUAGGCUAUCACGGUGCAGAUCCCAAUAAAAGAGGACCAAGAAUAAAUAACUUACUAGAUGCUCCCUCACCAGCCGCUGACUUAACACAGUACGACAUUUUCCAGAUCAGACGAAAUCACAACCUUUUACCACAGGAUACUUCAUACUGGUGCACAGUUCACAGAGCACCGGAUUUCAAUGGAACUAAGCACCAUGUAGUUGCGUUUAAUGUUACGCUUACAUCUGAGUUGUCAAUCAAGCAUACACAUCACCUCGUCCUUUAUAGUUGUGUUCCGCCAGAUGGUCAAACGACCGAAUACUUCGAACAAUUUUUGGGUCAUCCUGGUGGCGAAUGCUUUGAGCAAAAUCCAGUCAUUCCAGCACCAUAUUGCAAAUCUGUUCUCUACAUAUGGGCAGUUGGCGGAGAAAUGCUUGUAUUGCCUGAAAUGACGGGCUAUCCCAUUGGUGAUACCGGUCGUCAGGAAUAUUUGAUGUUCGAAGUUCAUAUUGACAAUCCUGGACUGGAGACGGGAAAUUUCGAAACGGGAAUCGAUUUGUUCUAUACAAGCAAUUUGAGAGAAGUGGAUGCCGCUGUAUUCGGCAUUGCACAUGAAGUGAAUCACCUACAAAUCGUGCCACCGAGAACCGAUGACUUCAUUAAUAUUGGACACUGUUCGGCGGAAUGCACUAGAGCGCUUAUUCCCGAAGAAGGAAUGAAUCUUAUCAACGUUAUGUUCCAUGCUCACAAGGCUGGCAAGAGAAUGAAAACGAGAAUCAUUCGGGAUGGGGUUGAGUUGCCUUGGUUAGCCGUUGAUAUGCAUUACAAUUUCGAUUAUCAAGCAAACAGGCCCUUCCAGGAGUAUCGAAGAAUAUUCCCGGGAGAUCACAUUAUUACCGAAUGCACUUAUGACACGACAUCCAGACCAAACGUUACAAUUGGUGGACACCCAUCAAUGUAUGAAAUGUGUCAAACCUGGUUCUGGCAUUAUCCAAAGGGGAUUAUCUAUUGUGAUUCAUCAGCUCAGCCCGAUUUGAAUGAAUUAUUCGGAAUCGAGGAAUACGAGCCAUCGCGGUUCGAUGAUGAACCAAUUCUGACGAAACCAGAGUCAAUUGCUGGAAGGAGAUUUUCCGAUCAUUUGAACACUUGUGACUGGACGGACGAUUUGAAGAAUCGACUUCAGCAGCAAUUGAGAUAUGGGGAUCAUACAACUAGAUGCGUUGGCGCUCUCAGACCGGUAGUGUAUCCGGAAAUAAGACAAGAGUAUGUUGAAGAGAAUGUUUGUGAAAAUGACGACGACGACGACGAUGAUGAUGAUGAUGAUGAUGACAACGACAACGACGAUGAUGACGAUAGCGGCUCCAAUAGCAUCAAUACAAAAUUCACUCUGAUGCUUGUGUUUUCUGCGCUAGUCACACUCUUUGUUACAAAGUUGAACCAUUUCUAAAUGUUGUGCUUUUAAAGGCAUAGGAAAUUGAGUCUACUUAAUUUUUCAACCUUGUUGCUAGAGUGGUUUUUGCCUCACUUACCUGUUAAUAAUUUUUAUUAAAGAAAAAUCAAAAU
This is a messenger RNA of Bradysia coprophila, 2042 nucleotides long. Its product is annotated as DBH-like monooxygenase protein 1 homolog. Gene Ontology annotation, molecular function: dopamine beta-monooxygenase activity; copper ion binding. The record is from RefSeq and is a predicted model, not a curated record. Gene Ontology annotation, biological process: dopamine catabolic process; octopamine biosynthetic process; norepinephrine biosynthetic process. Gene Ontology annotation, cellular component: secretory granule membrane. Lineage: Eukaryota; Metazoa; Arthropoda; Insecta; Diptera; Sciaridae.